Molecule: messenger RNA, 1312 nt
Organism: Erpetoichthys calabaricus (reedfish)
Lineage: Eukaryota; Metazoa; Chordata; Cladistia; Polypteriformes; Polypteridae
Product: trace amine-associated receptor 13c-like
Exons: 1
Coding region: 38-1072 (344 amino acids)
Biological process (GO): G protein-coupled receptor signaling pathway
Cellular component (GO): membrane
Molecular function (GO): trace-amine receptor activity
Source: RefSeq, a predicted model, not a curated record
UCAAAGGAGUGGUAUAAUAAUAAUGAAAGGGAAAUGAAUGGAUAACACUAAUUUGAACUCUCAGCAGCUUGUAAAGCAUUGUUUUCCACUGGAUAAUGCAUCUUGCCUAAGAGAAACACGAUCACCAGAAGUAUAUGUGAUGUUAUAUAUUUUCUCAACAGUUUCUGUGAUGCUUGCAAUCUUUGGAAACCUGCUGGUGGUCAUUUCUGUCUCGCAUUUUAAGCAGCUUCACACACCAAGUAACCUCCUUGUACUUUCACUUGCUGUAGCAGAUUUUUUGGUUGGAAUUAGUUUGAUGCCCUUCAGGAUAAUAAAAAUCAUUGACAACUGCUGGUAUUUUGGCGACAAAUUUUGCUAUUUAAAUUUUGUGAUUGACUGCAUGCUCACCUCUGUUUCUAUGAGUAAUUUGGUAUUUAUAGCUAUUGAUCGCUAUAUUGCUGUGUGUGAUCCUUUACUUUAUUCUGCUAAAGUUACAGUUCCUGUUACACAGUUAAGUAUUACAACUAGCUGGUUCUCGUCAAUAUUCUACACGUGGGUGAUUAUGUUUUUCAAAGGAUUUUAUGUUACUUCGGGGAAUGCCAGCAUUUGUGUAGGAGAAUGUGAAGGAUUCUAUGCUGAAUCAUGGGGUUUGGUGGACUUUAUUAUAACUUUUCUUAUUCCUUGUUCUAUAAUAGUACAUCUGUACUCAAAAAUAUUUAUUGUUGCAAAGAGACAUUUAAAGAUAAUUAGUUUUGCUAAUCAGCAAAAAAAUACACAAUUCGUUCAGCAAAAGAUGACACCAAAAAAAUCUGAAAGAAAAGCUGCAAAAACGUUAGGAAUUGCAAUAUCAGUAUUUCUCUUUUGCUGGAUACCAUAUUAUAUAUGUUCAAUCGUUGAUACUUAUACCAACGUAGCUAUACCUAAUAUACUAUUUAGUAUUUUGACAUGGCUAGUUUAUUUAAACUCUGGCAUGAAUCCAAUAAUUUAUGCUUUGUUUUACCCAUGGUUUCAAAAGUCAGUAAAACUCAUUGUAACAUUAAAAAUAUUUAAUCCUGAAUCGUCACUAAUUAGUUUAUUUGCUGUAAACAGUUAGAUCUUUUUUUUUACACUUUUGAGAAUCAAAUUGGAAAGAGAAUAUAAAGAAAUUGAAGAAAUAUAUAAAUUAAUCUGUGUUAUUAGUUUGUAAGUAUAAAGAAUAUUCAGAUGUGCAGUCAAUGGACUUCAGACUACAGAGUUGUCAAUUUAGUGCCCAUCCUUAUUCUGUGUUUGACCUGGGCAAGUUCCUUAAUCUGUUUGUGCUUCAGUUAUUAUAGCCAUGAGCUUGAAACUUGGA